UAAUCAACAUCCAAAUCCCAGAUCCCAGAUCCCAGAUCCCACCACCCAUCAUCACACACCUUUACAUCUCCCUAUUUUAUUUUAUGUAAUUCAGUGAUUCGGAGAGUGUACGUGUCCUCUGCAACAAAUUGCUGUCACGUGCUUUCAGAACUCAAUCAAUCAGAGAUGUGUUCGAAAGUCUGCUGCAUGAAGAUGAACCCAGAAGCUUGCCCAGUUUGACCCCUGAAACUGCUUCUUUCUGAAGCAGAAAAUCCUGGUUUAUUCAAAGAAAAACCCCCCAAGAAUUUGACCAAAAAAAAAAACCCAUCCGAAGGCUUAGCUGAUUGCAUCUCAGAGUGGUGACUCUUUGCACAAAAAGAUGGGAUCUUUCAAGGGUCAUGCUUUACCAGGGACACUGUUUCUGUUAGUUGGGGUAUGGCACAUAUGGAGCUCUGUGGUCCGAUACGUAUCGAACCCGAAAACUUUCAGGGUUCGGGUUUGGAAUCCCGUGCCGGGUUUUGAUGGAAGGCUCAAGUACUUGGAGCUUUAUGUUAUUGCAAUUGGUGCUUUCAUUGAUAUGUGUAUUGAGCUUUUGUAUUCGACCCACCUCAAGUUUUUUGUCAAUGGGGUGUUGAAUCCAUCCCACAUGAAUGAUUUCGAGCACUCGGGGAUGCUACUAAUGUUCUUCAUCUUUGGCCUGGUUGCUCUGCUCUCUGAGAAAACAGGGUUUCUUCCCUUGCCAGAAGGAUCUCUUUGUUUGAUUGCUGCCACAGCAUUCUGUGCAGAGUAUUUCCUAUUUUACUUUCACUCAACAAGCCAUAAAGGCCUUGAGGGGUACUAUCACCUUCUCCUUGUUCUCCUGAUAGGGCUCUGCAUAAUCUCCACUGUUACAGGAACCCUCUUACCAACCAGCUUCCCAGUUGAUUUGUGUAGUGGCAUUGCUAUAACUCUCCAAGGUCUCUGGUUCUAUCAGACUGCCUUCACUCUCUAUGGCCCCAUGAUGCCAGACGGUUGUCGAAUUAAGGAAAACGAGAUCUCGUGUCACUCAGCAGACAGUGAGGUCCGAGGCGAGUUGCUUGCAAACUUCCAGCUCUUUUCCUUGGUCCUUGGUGUCCUUGUUGCAGUUGUGGGAUCAUAUGGUUUUGCGGCUUCAAGAUACGGGCAUUCUGAACUUAGGAGCUUGCAUGCAGCUCAGAAUCGGUUGGAUCAUGAUUAAAUUAUUUACAGUCUUCUCAAUCUUUCUUAAAUUCCAAUUAUUUGCAGUCUUCUUAAGGAGGUAUUUUGAUAUCUUCUGGGGAUGAAAUUGUUUCAUUCCCUUUGCAGAUGGUUCGAGUGUACAUCAACAUCUUGUAGUGUAGUUUCAAUAAAAGUAAGAGCUGCUGUCCUUCUGUAGGAUGAUAAAAUUAAAAACAAUAUAUAUUUUGUCAAUGAAAGUUACAUGGUGCUAUGUGUACCCUUUCCCUUUACCUUGUCUCUUGUUUGGACUGAAGAAUGGGCAUAAAACAGCUUCUUGUUCUUCUUUUUUUCGUGGAUUUUUGGUCCCAUUCAUUUUUGUUAACUCUGGUUUUAAAUGAGAUGUUUUACUUUUGUUAGUUAA
This is a messenger RNA of Alnus glutinosa, 1576 nucleotides long. RefSeq lists its product as uncharacterized. The transcript is spliced from 3 exons. NCBI's taxonomy places the organism in Eukaryota, Viridiplantae, Streptophyta, Magnoliopsida, Fagales, Betulaceae. The record is from RefSeq and is a predicted model, not a curated record. Bases 359 to 1195 code for a protein of 278 amino acids.